Carlito syrichta (Philippine tarsier) is the source of this 9009-nucleotide messenger RNA. It is a transcript of the gene KDM7A, whose product is annotated as lysine demethylase 7A. The transcript is spliced from 19 exons. Bases 82 to 2628 code for a protein of 848 amino acids. Gene Ontology annotation, biological process: protein demethylation; regulation of transcription by RNA polymerase II. The record is from RefSeq and is a predicted model, not a curated record. Lineage: Eukaryota; Metazoa; Chordata; Mammalia; Primates; Tarsiidae. Gene Ontology annotation, molecular function: histone demethylase activity; transcription coregulator activity.
GUUGGAGUAGAAGAACAUCAUGCUGUUGACAUUGACCUGUACCACUGUCCCAACUGUGCAGUUUUACAUGGUUCCUCCUUGAUGAAAAAGAGGAGGAACUGGCACAGGCAUGACUACACAGAAAUUGAUGAUGGUUCCAAACCAGUGCAAGCUGGAACUAGAACUUUUGUUAAAGAAUUACGCUCUCGAGUCUUCCCAAGUGCCGAUGAAGUCAUUGUGAAGAUGCAUGGCAGCCAGCUGACACAGAGAUAUUUGGAGAAACAUGGAUUUGAUGUUCCCAUUAUGGUCCCUAAAUUAGAUGAUCUGGGACUCAGGCUCCCUCCACCUGCUUUUUCUGUGAUGGAUGUGGAACACUAUGUAGGUGGUGACAAAGUGAUAGAUGUCAUUGAUGUGGCGAGGCAGGCAGACAGCAAAAUGACACUUCACAAUUAUGUUAAAUACUUCAUGAAUCCUAACAGACCAAAAGUGUUAAAUGUGAUCAGCCUUGAAUUUUCAGAUACAAAGAUGUCUGAAUUGGUGGAGGUCCCUGAUAUAGCCAAAAAACUUUCCUGGGUGGAAAAUUAUUGGCCAGAUGACUCAGUCUUUCCCAAGCCAUUCGUUCAGAAAUACUGCUUAAUGGGAGUCCAGGACAGCUAUACAGAUUUCCACAUUGACUUUGGUGGAACUUCGGUCUGGUACCAUGUCCUCUGGGGUGAGAAGAUUUUUUAUUUGAUAAAGCCAACAGAUGAAAAUUUGGCACUCUAUGAGUCUUGGAGUUCAUCUGUGACCCAGAGUGAGGUGUUCUUUGGCGAUAAGGUGGAUAAAUGCUACAAGUGUGUGGUAAAGCAGGGACAUACCUUAUUUGUUCCUACAGGGUGGAUUCAUGCUGUGCUCACUUCUCAGGACUGUAUGGCUUUUGGGGGGAACUUCCUGCACAACCUUAACAUUGGCAUGCAGCUCAGGUGUUAUGAGAUGGAGAAAAGGCUAAAAACACCAGAUCUUUUCAAAUUCCCUUUCUUUGAAGCCAUAUGUUGGUUCGUAGCCAAAAACUUGUUGGAAACUCUGAAAGAACUGAGAGAAGAUGGUUUCCAGCCUCAAACUUACCUAGUACAGGGAGUGAAAGCACUGCAUACUGCUUUAAAAUUAUGGAUGAAAAAAGAACUUGUAUCUGAACAUGCCUUUGAGAUUCCAGACAAUGUUAGACCUGGACAUCUUAUUAAAGAACUUUCUAAAGUAAUUCGAGCAAUAGAGGAGGAAAAUGGCAAACCAGUUAAAUCUCAGGGAAUUCCUACUGUGUGUCCAGUUUCACGAUCCUCAAAUGAAGCAACUUCCCCAUACUGUUCCCGACGAAGGAUGAGGAAACUUCGAGAUCAUAAUGUCCGGACUCCUUCUAACCUAGAUAUCCUAGAGCUCCACACAAGGGAGGUCCUCAGAAGAUUGGAGAUGUGCCCAUGGGAAGAGGACAUCUUGAGCUCUAAACUGAAUGGAAAAUUUAACAAACAUCUCCAACCAUCUUCCACGGUACCUGAAUGGAGAGCAAAGGAUAAUGAUCUACGAUUACUGUUGACAAAUGGAAGAAUCAUUAAAGAUGAAAGACAGCCCUUCGCAGAUCAGAGUCUUUAUACAGCAGAUAGUGAAAAUGAAGAGGAUAAAAGGAGGACAAAAAAGGCAAAAAUGAAGAUAGAACAGAGUUCAGGAAUAGAGGGGGUGGAAAACGAAGAAUCUCAAAAACCACUUAACAGGUUUUUUACAUGUGUGAAAUCAGAACUCAGUAAUAGAUCAUCAGGAUAUUCUGAUAUUUCUGAGUCAGAAGAUUCUGGACCAGAGUGCAGUACACUGAAAAUUAAUUUUACCACUGAAGAGUCUGAAAGUUCAGGUGAUGAAAAGAAACAAGAAAUAACAUCAAACUUUACAGAGGAAUCUAAUGUGAUGAGGAACUUCUUUCAAAAAAGCCAAAAGCCAUCUAGAAGUGAAAUUCCAAUUAAAAGGGAAUGUCCUACCUCGACGAGCACAGAGGAAGAAGCCAUUCAGGGCAUGCUGUCCAUGGCAGGGUUGCACUAUUCCACAUGUUUACAAAGGCAGAUGCAAAGCACAGACUGCAAUAGGGAAAAAAGCUCUCUUCAGGAUCCCAGCAGCUGCCACAGCAGUAACCAUGAGGGUAAGUACUUGUAUCACUAUGAUAAACCAGUAGAAUAUGGAUACCAUGUCAAGACAGAAGAUCAAGACUUGAGGACUUCUGCCUGGAUUAAGCAAUUUGAUACUUCCAGAUUCAAUCCUCAGGAUUUAAGUAGAAGCCAGAAAUGCAUCAAAAAGGAAGGUUCAUCAGAAAUCAGUCAGAAGGUACAAAGUAGGAAUUAUGUGGACAACAGUGGUUCAAGCCUUCAGAAUGGAAAGUAUAUGCAGAAUUCCGGCUUGAUUUCAGGGGCUUGCCAGAUAAGUAAUGGCAGUCUAAGCCCAGAAAGGCCAGUUGGUGAGACUUCCUUCUCAGUACCCCUUCAUCCCACUAAGAGACCGGCAUCAAAUCCACCACCUAUCAGCAACCAAGCAACAAAAGGUAAACGUCCAAAAAAAGGAAUGGCGACAGCCAAACAGCGUCUUGGGAAGAUCCUCAAAUUGAACCGAAAUGGCCAUGCACGUUUCUUUGUGUGACAGAGCCGCUGUCGCAGCGCUUUUCCCAUUGGAGACCAGUCUUGGGGCUGCAGGAGCCUGGAGCUUCCACCAUCCCCCUGCCUGGAGUAGUUUGUGUGUACAGUAAGAACACUGCCUGAGGACAGAAUGAACCUGAUGCUGCAUUUUCACUGUGCCACACCCACUCAGCAAUAACCAUUUGGACCUGGUGGGGGAGAGGAAGAAGGAGGGUAGAUCCUUAAAAAGAGACCUUGAACUGGAAAGGGUCUCUUGUCAGGGCUUGAAUUUCAUUUUGUUGUUGGUAGUGUCUUGAUUUAUUUUCAAUGGUAGAGUAAAGAAUUAUCAAUAAUUUAUUUAACAGAUUUUUUUAAAGUUAACAGCUUUUAAAUUCUUUCUUUUUUAAAGCUAUUUAUUUGGAAGAUUUCUGGAGAAAUAUCUCACUAAUUUAGAUUUAAGAAUGUGAAGGUUUUUAAAUUAUUUUUGAUAGUGUGUGUGUUACAUGUGGGGAAGAGCCACGGUAACGGUAACUAGUCUGGACUCUUAAAUUUGAUAUUCAGGUUAAAGUCUUAAACAGGGAUUUGAUGCAUUAAUUAUUUUAAAUUAAGAUGUAUAUGAAAAUCAUUUUAUUUUAUAUAUUUCAUGUGUUUUUUAUAAGCUAUUAGCUUCGCUUUUGCUAACAUCCAAGGUGCAUACUGUUAUCCAGGUUGAUUACCUUAUAUCCCACCUUCUCUCUGCACUCCCCUUCAUUUUGUGACGACCCAACAAGACUCUUCUCUUUGCAGGGAAACACUUUCAUAGCCAAUGUGUAAGAACUCCAUAAAAGAUCCCUCAUUUCUCAUUUCGUUUAACAUUGUAAUUUUCUUCGAAAUAUAAAAAAAAAGGCUUCUUGCAUUUUUAUUUCUGCUGAUAAUAUCUGGGUCCCAAAGAGAACAGCUUUAAUAUCUUUUUCCUACUUGUGGGAAAAGUAUUAUAAGUUUGGUUAAGUUGUCAUGUUUGUAGUUUUUCCAAAUACAUUUGUAACUACAGAGGGCCUUCUUCAUGCUGCUGGUAUUGGAGAACAGGACCAACACCUGCUGCAGAGGUUAUAUCUUACCACGCUUUUGUUCUCUAUACCUAAUUUGUUGGAAAAUAUAAUUUGACUUAGGAUAUUCAAAUCUGCAUAAUAAGCCGUUAAUACAAUAGGAUUAUACUAUGUUCAGUUGUACAGAAGCAAGCAUGUUGGAGUAGAUAUUUUGUGUGUGUUUAUUUUUUUUUUUAACCUUUUAAAGAAUUAUUUAAGAUAUGGAUUUGGAGUACAAUGGGUGCUUUUUACAGUUUCUUCCAUCUAUCCUAACUUGACCAUAACAUAUUGAGGUUAAAUAUCUGGAUGAACUUUAAGGUAGUUAUUUAUCUCCUUUAUGUACAAUUUUUACUAAAUGCCAGUUUUUGGUUACUUGUAAUAGCUUCUAUUUUCCAUUUUUCCCCCCCAUGGCAUAAAAAUAAGUGAUUUCUAGGGGUAGUGUGGAAAUGUUCCCAAGUCUGACAAAAGAACAUUUUACAAAUUCCUACAAAGAAAAUAAGGGCAAAUAGGAUAAACUUUAUUUUUACAGAGAAAAAAUAUGACCAUAUUAUGGAUUUGUCUUUUUUUACUCUGUAAGCUAGAAUUUCCCUUCUGUAUUAAGUAAGUAUCACUCAAAUUGCUAAGGGGGGAAAAAAAUCUAUGCCAUCAUUUUUUAAAGUUCAAAUGUGUGUUUUUCAAGAGAAACAUUUCUUACUCUGUCUCCUUUCUAAAAUUUCAUGGGAUAAAUAUGAAAUAGCUUAUGAAUUCGCCUUUUUGGUCCAGAGUGACUGGACAAAAGUCUGAAUCAUAUCUAGAUGUCAAGAAGAAGAAUUUUUAUGGAAAUUUUCAGUGUAAAUGAAACCCUGCCUACUUUGCCAAAACUAGUGGAGAGAUGGGUAGAGUCAGUCAUUGGUUAUUCUAAUCUCACAAUGUCAAAAAUCUGGGUUUGACUGAUUCUCCCACCUUCCUACACAAUAUAUUAAUGUGAUGUCUUGGUUUUCUGUAGACCCUGUUUUGAUGUUAAAAUACACAUUUUUGUUUUGGUAAGAAAUAAGAGCUAUAAUUUAUUUUUCCAGUUACAUCACAUCUGGCUUUUUUUCUUUAUAUUUUUUACAACUCUAACUAUUUUUAAUUACCUUUUUCCCUUAGCCAUAAAAAUUAAAACAAAGAUUGUUUUUAUGACUUACAGUUGUGGCCAGUAUCCACUCUCUGUGUCCUUAGGCCCAUAAGUACUAAUUUUAAGUGGCCAGUAUGUAGAAUUUUUAAGUGAAGGUGCUGUGGGUUUAUUUUUUGGCAGUUUAAGCCCAUGAAUUGGCUAAGUUAGAAAACUUUCAGCAAGGUAAUAUAACCACUAUAACAGAAUACAUGUAUCUUUUUUUGAAUCGGUGAAAAUUCAGCCACCGAUACAGUGACUUUCCCAGUCACACCUCUUAAACUAUUACUGGCUGUGAUGCAUUCCUUUAUUUCAUGGAAAUGUCCGAACUUUGAGGUAACUGCUGCCAGUUUCUGGGCUUGACAGUAAUAGACAACCUUGUGUCCUACUCUCAGUCUCAUUUAUAAACAGUACUAUCAUAAAACACCACAAUUUAGACAGAAAGACAGCAGUGAUAGCAUUUAUCUAGUUGUCAGCAAAUAUAAAUGUAUAAAAUUGAGAUUGAUGAUUUAAUGUAUGCAACUUUAAUAGCAGUAGAUGAUAAUUUUCCUGUGUUGUUUCAAGUAAGUGACUCUUACUUGGGAUCCACUGUAGUGUAAUUCACAGUGUCACAUAAUAUCAUGCCCUUCAAUAUUGGUGAAUGAUGUAAACAGUAUAAAGCUGGCAGUUUAUAGUAGUCCGGUAUCCUAGAAAUACACUGAGCUUCAUAUCAGUUCGUUUUUAAAGCAUACAGCAUUGAGAUUCAGACUGAGAUCAUAAACUCAGAGUGGAAACAAGUCCAUCUUUAUCACUAAUUAGAUUCUUAGUGGCUUAAAUACUGUUCUAUUUUUCAUUGCAAUUAUUGCCUUUUCAAAGUACUCUACUGUAGUUAUUCAUAUGAGAUCAACAGGUGUUUAUCACACAUCUGCUGUGUGUCCAGCACUACUUAGUGCUGUGGUCUCUGCCUUUGAAGGUAUCUUCUCCUGGAAAUUAGCAGUGUUAUUUUCACUUAUAGGCAAACUUUAGCAACGGAGAGCUCAUUCAAAAAAUAGCAUAACUUUAUUAGUUUUAACUGAAUAUGCCACUGUAGAAGUGAAAGUAAAAAAACAACUGAGUUCUUUUUCAAAAUUUAAGAAAUAUCUCAAAAGUUAGUCACUUAACAUGGUGACACAAGUUGUGGUGGCGUAGCAUGGAAGGAGGCAGAAGACCUGGGUUUUUGUCAAAGUUCUGCCAUGUAGGUGUCACCUGUGUGGCCUUGAAUAAGUCACUUAUUCUGUCUGAAUCUUUUAUUUGUAGGUUUGGAUUUAAAUGCUUAUUAUGAUAAUCAGUUAAGGAAAACAUAUAGAGAAGCAUUCCAUAAUCUAGUAACACUUAAUACUUACAAAGAAUUUAUCAUUAUUUAAGUUACAAUUUAUAAUUAAUACAUCUUUAUAUCCAUUUUUAAAUGAAAACUGCUGUUGUUCACAAAGGUUAUUUUUAACUAAAUCUAUGCCCGGGGCAUGCUCCUUAAAAAUAUGAAGAAUCUCUAACAAGGUGCUGAAUUGAAAUCAGAUUCUGUGCUUGAAGUAAAAGAAAAAGAAGUGAGAUGGUUUAUGGGUAAGAGAAUGAGAAUGUUUAUCCUCAUGUACAUGAAGAUGAUUUAAAGUAAUUGAAAGAUGGCUUCGGGUUUUUCUCAAAGAGGAAUUAGGAAAGUACUGCCCCAUAGAUGCAGCAUGCCCUUCAGGUACUAGGUAAAGGUGAAGUAAGUCAUGGAGUUAAAAAUGCUUAGCAACUCCCCAGGGGACUAGGUAACAAGUAAGGUGGCUAGGAAGAUCGGAAUCCACACAGCCAGCUCUGGCUGGACACUGGCAGCUUGCCAUAUAGAAAAACCACUGUAGUCGUGUAGUAGGGGAGACUAUGUGGGAUGUCUUCCAUAGAUGAGGCUUUUCUCAAAAGAUGCUCUUUGUGGCAGUAAGACUAUAGAGUUGAUGACAUAACUGUAUGACCCAGGAUGCUGCUGCUAGAAGUUACUACCAGAAACUCAUUUUUCUCGUUAAAUAUUAAGUUAAUUGCUUCCCACAUAAAGGGAAGCUGGAGCUCACCAGUCCUUUCCUGAUGUCCCAGACUUUCAUCAAAAGCAAUCUUGAGAAGAUUGAGCGUCAGACCUUUAGCCGAGAGUGUCACUGGUAGAUAAAGGAGACAAAUGAAACCCAGCGAGGCCAGUGAUUUGCCUGGAGACACACAGUAGAUCUGGAACCUCUGAUACCUUGCCUCCUAAAACACCCCUGCUCUAUGAUGUGGUGCAGCCUGGUGGGUGAAUGAUGCUGGUGUGCUUACUUGAAGCCAGGUGGAAAGAAAGAGAAAGGAUUAAUUUACUCACUAUAUCGCUGUUGAAUGCAAUAUAAUCUUAAUAUUGUAGCCUUACUAGAAAUCUUUCCCUUAUUUUAAUUGUUUUUCAGUGAACGUCAUGCCAUGAGUCAAAUAUUUGGUAUCUCUUACAUAAAUUUUUAAAAUGAAGAUCAGUAGGAAGCAACUGCUUAUUUCCAAAGCAAUUAGCUUCCUGUGAUUGACUGUGAUUUUAGUCUUUUAUAGUAUUUUUCUUCUUCUUUAAUGAAGAGGAAAAAGUCCUCAUUUGCAAUACUCUUAGAUUCUCCCUUGCAACCUCAGGGCCCCUUCUAGUGUCCUAAGGUUUGUCUUAACAAGUAUAACAUUACUUUUUGUUUGUUUGUUUGGUUAACAUCUUUUUGAAACUGUAUUGAGUGAUUCUUCCAACAAGUUUAUCUGCUCUGCACUAUUCACUAAUAAACCCUGGCUACCACGUAGCCCUUGACCUCCAAGUAGUUUACCUAUGCAAGACCUGUGACAUUCUGAAUUUACUUUUCUUUAUUUCAGAAAGCAGUCAUAAAUAGGACAUAAUUACAAAGGUAAAAUUUGUCUCUAACCAGUUUUAUUUUGGCCAUUUCCUUUUCAAGUCAGCUGUUUUCCCCUAAGAUUUUUUACCAAAACAGUGAUCAUAAGUGCUGUAAUAUAUAAUAUUCUGCAGGAAUAAAAUAACCCAGACAUACUCUUAUAUUUCUUUGGUGUAUUUAGGUUGGUAAAAAUUACCAGCAUUAAAUGUAAUAUAUAAUAAGGAGUUGAUUCCUUGCCUAGAAUCAUUUCUUCCCUCUGAGAUUCAUAAGUAACCUUUUUAUUUUUACAAAGCUGCAUAUAACUUCCACAUUAUCGUCAGGGACCUGAGGUGUAACUUGCUAAGUGAACCCCAAGGUUAUUUUAUCUUGCAAAAGAAACCUAAACCAAACUAAGGGCCUUACAGUUUAUGGUUAGACUGAAUCAAAAGUAUAACCUCAGUUUUUCCAAAAACAGCUUCUGACUGCAAAAGCAAGUCAUGCAGUUGUUAGGUAUGAAAUAGCACUGAUCGGGGAAGUGCGUGCGCAUCUUCGCAGACUGCAUUUCCUUCAGAAAAGACUUUUCUACUUUUAAUAGAAAUUAAGCCAUAACAGUUUCAUGCUGUGGAAAGAGGGUGAAAAGGUUCAUUUUAAGAGAUUAUAUAAUAUGAACUUUCACAUUUACUGUGAAAUGUCUAACUUUGCCAGUGCUUCAGCAAGUUUUUUUGCGGGGGGAUGAUGGGGGGUAGUAUUGGUUUUAGGGGUUUUAAAUCUGUGAAAUUUGAAAAGAGGACAGUUGUUGGCUAUGGUAUUUACUAGUUCUGUAGUAAUGUUUUGCUAGCCUGACUUUCCUUACUGAUCUCUAUGUCCACGGUCCAAGAUGACUGUUGUUCUUGUCUGGGGUGUCUGCAAGUAGUGUCUUGUCUGUUUGUCUAGGCAGUCAGUGUGUGUGCACACGUGUGUCCUUUCUGUAUGGAAGCCCACUGUGUGACCAUGGAGUGGGGUGUGGCUGGGAAGUGGGGUGCUGAAGCUUGAAGAGCAUUUUUUUUCCAAUUCAUAACAGUAUUUCCCAUCUUUUGCCUGCAGGCAGGGAAAGUGUACAGUAUUUAUUUUGUUUCUAUUUUACUUUAAAUUUGUAAGUCUUUAAGUAGCUUAUAUUAUUAUAGGGGAGGACAAGUGACUUGUUUAAAGUUGUAUUUGCUAUUCUUUCCAAUUUCUGUAUUUUAAAAUAUUGAAAUUAAAAUUGUAUUACUUCUGUUUUGAUUUUUUUAGCAGUGUAUUUUUUGCUCAUUUUGUUUGAAAGUAUAAAUGUUGAAAAUUGUAUAAAAUGUGUCUUUGAAAGAAAAAGAAUCCAAAUUCUAUAUCCA